AAAUACUCUCAAACAAUCAUGCCAGAAAAUGAGAAAGAUCCAGCUCAUCCUGGGAGGAGCAAGAGCAAGAUUACCGCAGGUAAAACAUGUCUUGAAAUAAAGAGUCUCAGAGAGAAGGCGAGGGCAUUAACAAUUGCAGAAAAUGUCAGACUGCAAGGGCCGGCAGAAUUUGGCGUUUCCAAGAAAGCAGAACAUCUUUAUGAAAGUAAAACAACAAAUACAGAUGAGGUGAACAAGGGCAUCUACUUCAGCUAUCCAACUCGACGACACAGCUGUGCUUUGGUAAACAUCCCUACACCAUGUGUCAACAAAAUGAUUGCCCACAUUGAGGAUGCAGAAUCCAAACUACAGGAGCAUUUGAAACAAUUUGAAGCAUCUUUCGAAGAAUGGACUUCUACCACUAAAGAUGUUAAAGAAGAUUCGGGUGUCACUGCCCCAAUGAAAGAUGUCCGCCCAGGAAAAGCAAGGGAUAGGAAGUGUCCAGAGCUGAAAAAGAAAAUGGAGGCAUUGUUAUCGGAGGCCAUUCACCUCAUUAAAAGUCUGGAAACAGACAGGGCAGAAGCAGAACAAGCUUUAAAACAACAAAAGUCAAGAAAGAAAAGGAUUAGCAUGAAAAUUGACUGUUGGUCCAUAUGGAAGCUCCAAGAACUCCCAACGGCUGUGCAGAAAGAACACGAGCACUUUUCCAAAGAUAUCGCAGAGCUGAACAGCCAUAUUGAAGACACAGCCCAAGUGCUGGAGCAUCUGGAGAAGCAGAAGAAGAUGCUGGAACAAGCCAAUGCCAAGAUCCAGAAGGACAUUGACUACAUGACUCACCAUGCCCCCCUGCUGGAGUCGAAACGGAAGCAGGAAGUAGAAGCUCUGAGGGACCGCUAUCACAAAAAGUUUGAGGUGAUGGAACUAUUUAGGGAUGUUCAUGAAAAGCUUAAGGAGUCAAUAGAACAAUGUGAAGGUGCAAAGUCAAAGUUGAAGCAAAUAAAAGAAGAAGAUGAGAAAGACAUCCUCCAAGAGGAAACAAAUAUAGAAACCUACAAGAAAGAGCUAGGUAAGCUUAGCAACCUGCAGGCCCACUACUCAACCUCAAUUGAGUCUGUGAAUAUUCACAUUGAAGAGGAUGAGGAAACCAUGACUGAGAUGCUGAGAGAAACACAGAGCACAACAAAUGAAGUAUCAAAUUUACUGAAAACAGUAGAUGAUUUGAAGAGAGUGUUUGACCAAUAUUCCUGGAAGCAGAAAAAUUUUGAGCACCAGUACAUGGAGUCACUGAAUAAUUAUUAUUCUGCGAAAAAAGCAUGGGAUAUUGAGCUUUCUGAUAUUUCAAAAGACUACACUGAUGUUUCAACAAAAUAUCUGGCAUUGUUAGAAGAAAACAAAAGACUCCAAGCUGAAAUUGACAGCCUCACAGAUCAAAUCACAAGCAGUAUAAGGAAGAAAAUGGAAUAUGAGUCUGAAACCCAGUCAUUGCUGGACCUGAAGAUAAAGAAUAACAAUUACCUCAGACAGCUCUACAAACAGACAUAUCAAGUUGGGGCUGUUUUCCACCUAGCUAAGCAUAAAACAGAUGAUUUGGAAAACAAAAUAGCAGACUUGAGAAGAAAAUUCAAGAGAAGAGAGGAGUUCCUGAAGAAGCUCACACGAGCUGAAAUGACAACUGGGUUGGAGAUUCAGAAAAGAUUAUUUUCCAUUGAAGAAAUGCAGUUCUUGGAGAUGCAGGAGUUUAUAAGAAGAAAAGCCCUCUAUAGUACUGCACUGACAGAAGUCGAGCUGCCACUGCGCCAGAUAGAAGCAGAUGUUGUACGAAUCAGAAUUCUCCACCAUCAACACUCGGCAAUGCUUCAUGAGAUACGGGGGAAGAAAGAACUUGUAAGACGGAAAGUAGAGGCAACAAAGAAAAAGCUACAAAGAAAGAGCAAGAGAAGUCGUAAGGAACUCACACAAACUGAGGGAAAACAUUCACUGAUUCAUCAAGAAAUAGAGCUAACUAAACAUAAAACAGUUGUUCUCAAUGCAAAAAGCAAAGAACUGGGUAAAGAGAUAAAAGCAAUGAAACUGGAAAAAGUAAAUUAUGAAGGUAGACUUGAAAAGCUGAACGAAGAGUUCUUCAAGCUGAGAUUUGACAGGGAACACGCACAGGGUGUGUAUGACCAUCUCAAGCAGGAGAAGCAGCACUGUGAAGAGAGGAUCUUUGAGGAGGAGAGGCGAUUCCAAAAGCUUGUGGACAUGAGAAAGAGCACCCUGGCCGAUAUACGGAAACUUCAAGAAGAGUCACUGGCAGAAAACUUGCGAUUGGCCAAAGAAUAUCAAAGCAUACAGGCGAUUUUCUUGAAGGAGAAGGAAGCCUUCUUCAAUGGCUAUGACAGACUGCUGUCACUCAAUUUUUCAGUCUGUGACAAGAAAAAGCUCUGUCAGCUUCAAGAAAAGCUGGACAAUCAAUGGCAAGAAUACUUCAGACUGGUGAUCCUUUUUAACCAGAACCGGCUGGCCACGUUCCAGGGGGAAUCCCAGGACAGCAUUCAGAAAAUAUUAGCGGUGCAGGAGGAAUCUUCAAGUCUGAUGCAACACAUCUUAGAUUUCUUCCAGACUUUGACAGAUGGUUCAUGUGGAAAAGAUGAUUAACCAAACAACCACUGUAUCCCGGAAACUGGAAUAAAAGACAGGAAAAGUCACACAGUUCAGAUAACAGUGUAAUUGGACAUUCACCUGUUUGCCAUUUCACACUUCCAUGGACGAAGAGCUCACUCACCUCCCAGCAUGCUUUGCCACUCUCCUACUUGCAGC
This is a messenger RNA of Microtus ochrogaster (prairie vole), 2778 nucleotides long. It is a transcript of the gene Ccdc178, whose product is annotated as coiled-coil domain containing 178. Lineage: Eukaryota; Metazoa; Chordata; Mammalia; Rodentia; Cricetidae. The record is from RefSeq and is a predicted model, not a curated record.